Molecule: messenger RNA, 1167 nt
Organism: Hepatospora eriocheir
Lineage: Eukaryota; Fungi; Microsporidia; Hepatosporidae
Source: the annotation of a GenBank genome assembly
AUGUUAAAUGGAAUAAAAUUUAUAAAACUUUAUGUUCUAAUGAUCUGUUUGAUUUUAAUAACAUUCUAUUACAGCACAAGAAUAGAUUUUAGUUCUAAAAUAGAGCGGGAAUUUUCUAACUUUUACUAUAAAACAGAUCUCAAUCAAUUCAUAGAGACUGAUAUAAAUGAUAGAAACAAUAGAUUUGCAGCAGAAGAGGACAUUGAAAAAUACAUAGAAAACUUCUUUAAGAAUUCCAGUAAAGCAAAUGAAUUUAUUAACUUCUUUAAAGCUAUUGCACAAAAGAAUCUUUUAUUAGUUAGAUAUGAGUUAUUGUUAUCACUAGUAAUGUUAUUACCAGUAAAAAUUAUUCAUAGAGAAAAUCCAGAUAAAUCAAUGGUAACAUACUUUAAAGAAUUAGACUGUGAUAUAUUUGAUAAAUAUAAUGAUUACCACACUGGAAAUAACAAAAUACCACCAGAUUUAAUUAAACGUAUAAAAGAUACCGGAAUAAUGCUUCCUAAAAUAAUUGCAGUUGUUUCAAUUGGAAUUGAGAUAUUUCCAUUAAUAAAUAGAAUCAUUAUACAUGAUUCUAUUGAGGUAUUUCCUGAUUUAGAUUAUGUAAUAGAACAUUCAGUUGAUUUUAUUUUAACUUUUGGUUUUAGUUCUAAGAACAUACUGAUCAAUCUUUAUUCCGAACUGAUCAAGUCCAUGUUUGCAUUUAUAUUUAAUAAUGCUUUAUACACGUGUAAGGGUGUUUGUCCUGAAGAAUAUAAAAUGAAUGAUGAGAAUUGUAAAAAAAUUCUAUAUAAGGUAAUUGAAGAAAAUUUUCCAGGAUCAAAAGCACUAGUAAUAAAUAAAAACAACGUAAAUGAACCAAUAAAUGAACUAAUAAAGUAUCUUAGUGAAGAAGGAAGUAAAUACAAGAAAGAAAGGUUAAUUGAAUUUUUAGGUGUGGUGGGAAGUAACGCAAUUGAUGCUGUAGGUCCUUAUAUUUGUAGAAUAAUCAGAUGUGCUAACAUACCAACCCAACUUUAUGGUAGCUUUGUAUUUUCAUUGCUAGAUAGAAUUCAUUGGAUUGUAGUUAAACACGUAGAAGGUAAUUCAGCUAUAACUAAAAUACAAAAUUAUUUAAAAAUAGACAUCAAUGAAGAUAAAGAUAAAAUGAUACAAAAUACUUGGAGAUGA